AUGAAGAUCCUUGAAGGCCAAAGCAACCUGGUCUCAAACCAUGAGGUCUAUGAGCAUAUUCUGGAGCAACAGCAAAAGAACAGGUCCAAGAACAGGAGAGUGCCUCCCAAUCAAUUUACUCUCACUAAGGAUCUCUUGACCUAUCUCCGAACCAAGCCUGGCCCAUUGGCAAACCAGGACAAGACCCAUCAGUACAGCACGGAAGCGGUGUAUGAGCUCUUUAAGAAGCUUCGUGAGGCUAACCUCCAGAGCGAUCUCUCGAAAGGCGAGAUGCUCAUGAUCAUCAACCUUCGGCCCACCAAUGUUGCAGUUCUUAGCACGGUCGUUGAAGACAUGUUGGAGCGCUUUACUGAGGACGAGCAGCAAAAGAUCAUUGAUAUCAUCACCGAGACUCUCGGCUUUGACGAACCCACAGAGGCCGCGGAAGGAGAAGAGAACGACGAGGACGCAGCACCCUCCAUUGAAAACUCUUGA
Messenger RNA from Neurospora tetrasperma FGSC 2508, 474 nucleotides. RefSeq lists its product as uncharacterized. NCBI's taxonomy places the organism in Eukaryota, Fungi, Ascomycota, Sordariomycetes, Sordariales, Sordariaceae. Gene Ontology annotation, cellular component: RNA polymerase III complex. Gene Ontology annotation, molecular function: nucleotide binding. Gene Ontology annotation, biological process: transcription initiation at RNA polymerase III promoter. Bases 1 to 474 code for a protein of 157 amino acids. The transcript is spliced from 2 exons. The record is from RefSeq and is a predicted model, not a curated record.